GAUUCCAGGGGAACAAGGAGGGACUUUGAACUGUGGGAUCAGAGAACUAAUCAAGAGGUCUGAGGACGCUCAGACCGGCCAGCAGAACCUGGUGUCACAGCACAGGACUCCCGGGCUAGCUCGCCUCGGGGCUUUUGCUCUCACAAACCUGACCUGGGAUGUCUGACUACUGAGGCUGAAGUCCAGUGGAUGUUGGAGGGAGUUCACCCACAGAGUUGCGUUCACUGCUGGAGGCACUAUGGAUCUGUCCAAGUGUUUACCAAUGAUGAGCGUACUUCUCUUCACCCUUCCCUCUCAAGUCUGUCCCCAGGUUGGACCUCGUGGCCAUGCUGAAGAGAGGCUGCUCAAAGAUCUCUUUGCCCACUACAACAAGCUCUCCCGGCCAGUGGAAAACACCUCAGAUGUGGUGUUUGUGCACUUUGGCCUGUCAAUAGCCCAGCUUAUUGAUGUGGAUGAGAAGAACCAGAUGAUGACUACAAAUGUCUGGGUCAAGCAAGAAUGGAAUGACUACAAACUGCGCUGGAACCCAGAGGAAUAUGAGAACGUCACCUCCAUCCGCAUUCCCUCUGAGAUCAUCUGGAGGCCUGACAUAGUGCUCUACAACAAUGCUGAUGGAGACUUUGCAGUAACUCACCUGACCAAGGCACAACUAUUCCAUGAUGGUCGAAUAAAGUGGAUGCCACCUGCCAUCUAUAAGUCUUCCUGUAGCAUAGAUGUCACCUUUUUCCCAUUCGACCAGCAAAAUUGCAAGAUGAAGUUCGGUUCGUGGACUUAUGAUCGCGCCAAGAUCGAUCUCAUCAGCAUGGCCAAUAACGUGGACCAGAUGGACUACUGGGAGAGUGGCGAGUGGGUCAUUAUCAAUGCAGUGGGCAAGUAUAAUACCAAAAAGUAUGAGUGCUGCACAGAGAUCUAUCCGGACAUCACCUACUACUUCAUCAUUAGGAGGCUUCCGUUGUUCUACACCAUCAACCUUAUUAUCCCAUGUCUACUCAUCUCCUGUUUGACUGUGCUGGUGUUCUAUUUGCCAUCACAAUGUGGGGAGAAGAUCACCUUGUGUAUCUCAGUGUUAUUGUCCCUGACGGUAUUCCUCCUCCUAAUCACAGAAAUCAUACCGUCUACAUCGCUGGUGAUUCCACUCAUUGGUGAAUACCUGCUCUUCACCAUGAUCUUCGUCACACUCUCCAUUAUUAUUACUGUCUUUGUGCUUAAUGUACAUCACCGAUCACCACAAACUCAUGGUAUGCCUCACUGGGUGCGGAGAGUAUUCCUGGACCUGGUCCCUCGAGUCCUCUUCAUGAAGCGACCACCAGCCGCAGCCAAGGAUAACUGCAAGAAGCUUAUCGAGAUGAUGCACCGUCCAACCUCAAUAUCUGCAACAGGCAGCUCACAGGAAUUCUGGGCAGGUUUGGAAACACGGUUGAGACGGAUGAGCCAGCUAGAGGACAUACUCCCAACGUCUCCGUCUGACAGCCCCAACAUCCUUGUCAGUUCCCCUUCUCCAUCCUCCACACCCCUUGAGGGUCUCAGUCUGAAAGAGAACCAAAUGAAGUCCCAGCUUUUCUGCCGGUCCCCAUCUGGCCAAUAUUCACCUCUCCCAGAACAAUCAUACCAACAGGGACACAACUCUUCUCCCUCAUCUUCUUCCCCAUUGUCCACCUUACCCCCUGCCCUGCCACUGGGCCCCCUCCGCACCCUAUCCAGGGAGGACCCAAAAGCACUGGCCCCAAAUGGCCGCUCCCUCAGUGAAGAGCACAUGUCUGACCAUCAGAAGGACCUCCUGCAGGGAGCUGGGCAUCAUUGUCGCAACCGCAGCUUCCAAUACUGCUGUCUACAUGAUGAUGGGACGGGGGCCAAAGAGCUGGUAGGGAGAGUAAAGAAACAAGUCCUUUCAGACCACCCAGCAGAAACAGCCAGUGCAGACUUCACUAAAGACCCAAGUUCCCAGAAGGAUGCCAUUGUCCCCACGAUUUCCCCAGCUAUGCAACGGGCCAUAGAGGGAGUUCAAUACAUCGCUGAUCACCUCAAGGCAGAGGAUGCUGACUUUUCAGUGAAGGAGGACUGGAAGUAUGUGGCUAUGGUCAUAGACAGAAUAUUCCUCUGGAUGUUUGUACUGGUGUGCAUACUGGGAUCUGUGGGGCUCUUCCUUCCACCUUGGCUGGCUGGAAUGAUCUAGGACAUCAUCAUCAGAGGAAUGCAGAGUUCAAGAGCACUGAACAAAAAGACAUUCUGUCCAGUAUUGUAAAAAAAAAAAAAAAAUAUGUUGUGUUUUAACAGAAUUAUGGUUCAUGUUUUCAGUUUCUCUUUUAUCAAGUCCCCCUCUUUGCUCUUGCCCAGGUUAUCAACAGAUUACUCACGGAGAAAUGGGGUGAAAGAUCUUUCAUUGAUUCCUGAGGGCAUAUGAAUUCUUUAUGAGGACCAAAGGCCAGCAGUGAAAACAUCCUUCCUCACCUCUCCAUUUUGAUAUUGAGCUGUAUAGCUCACAUUGUCACCUUCAUAUAAAGAGUGAAAGAUGGACUUCUGUCGAGUGUUUGAGUAAUGAGUGGAAUAGCCUUGGUAGACCUGAAUGGAUUUGGCCUGCCAUAGUAGGACUUUCUAACCACUGGC
Molecule: messenger RNA, 2604 nt
Organism: Myripristis murdjan (pinecone soldierfish)
Lineage: Eukaryota; Metazoa; Chordata; Actinopteri; Holocentriformes; Holocentridae
Product: neuronal acetylcholine receptor subunit alpha-2-like
Exons: 7
Coding region: 239-2173 (644 amino acids)
Biological process (GO): monoatomic ion transmembrane transport
Cellular component (GO): postsynaptic membrane
Molecular function (GO): acetylcholine-gated monoatomic cation-selective channel activity; transmembrane signaling receptor activity
Source: RefSeq, a predicted model, not a curated record